UGAACCAGCGCAUCAAUUGACACCACAGAGAUGCCUCGUAGUGGAUUGUCCGCCGCAUCAUCCUCCCGCCAAGCACAGACCGGAUUGCCUGGCGCCGUGGCUCGAUUCUAUCAGCGAUCGUUUCCGGCGGGCGACUAUCUGGCACUAGGAUGUAUUGUAGGAGGUUGGAUCUUGAUCCAACUAUUUGCGACUCCAUUCCAUCGUCUGUUUUCACUUGACAAUAAGGCCAUUCAGUAUCCCUUCGCGGUGGUGGAAAGAGUUCCCGUUGUAUGGUCUAUUAUUUAUGCCGGGGUCAUUCCAUUCCUAAUUCUGCUCCUAUGGGCUGCUUUAUUCCGCCCAAAUCGCUAUAAAAUCCAAGUAACCAUACUUGGUUUCCUAGUCGCAUUGAUGUUGACGACGCUCCUCACGGAUAUAAUCAAGAACGCAGUCGGGCGACCCCGUCCAGACUUAAUCUCACGCUGUAAUCCUAAGAAGGGCACGCCUGAGAACAAGCUGGUCACUUGGACCGUAUGCACCCAGACGAGUAACCACAUCCUCCAGGAAGGAUGGAGAAGCUUCCCCAGUGGUCACAGCAGCUUUUCCUUUAGCGGGCUGGGAUAUUUGUCCUUUUUCUCUUCCGGUCAAAUGCAUGUGUUUAGACCGAGAACUGAUCUUUGCCGCUGUCUCGUGGCACUGGUUCCGUUUCUCUGCGCUUUGAUGAUUGCUAUCUCUCGUCUUGAUGAUUAUAGACAUGAUGUAUAUGAUGUCACUUGUGGUUCUCUACUAGGUACAGUGACUGCAUAUUUCUCAUACCGUCGUUACUACCCCUCUCUCCGAUCCGUUGGCUGCGAUAUGCCGCACGAUAAAGACGGGAUUGCCGGCCCAGAGGGAUUUUACAAGCUUCCUACCGACGAGGAACAGGCGAUACAAAGGCCUGUGGCCCCAGCCCGUCAAUGGGGAGUAGAGGAGGAGGCUUAUCAACUUAGCGAAACUUCAUCGUCACCCCGCCGGAUGUUGUAAAG
Molecule: messenger RNA, 1001 nt
Organism: Aspergillus alliaceus
Lineage: Eukaryota; Fungi; Ascomycota; Eurotiomycetes; Eurotiales; Aspergillaceae
Product: phosphatase PAP2 family protein
Exons: 4
Coding region: 31-999 (322 amino acids)
Biological process (GO): phospholipid metabolic process
Molecular function (GO): phosphatidate phosphatase activity
Source: RefSeq, a predicted model, not a curated record